Messenger RNA from Xylona heveae TC161, 1980 nucleotides. RefSeq lists its product as hypothetical. The record is from RefSeq and is a predicted model, not a curated record. NCBI's taxonomy places the organism in Eukaryota, Fungi, Ascomycota, Xylonomycetes, Xylonales, Xylonaceae. The transcript has a single exon. Bases 1 to 1980 code for a protein of 659 amino acids.
AUGAAGAUCGGUCCUCCUUAUCCCUUUAAAGGCGACCAGAGUCCGCAGCGUCCCUCACGGUCGACACAGUCGGUGGAUGAAGAGCCACCUCCAUACACAGAAUGGGAGCCUUUUGUCAGGGACUUGAGCAGAAUCGCAAGCUCCGGAGCUCAGGCAUUUCCUUGUGAGCAGGAUACUAGUUCUUCUACCGAAGAAAGCGACUCCUUCCAAAUUUCAAGUGCCCAAGGUGAUUGCACACCUUACAAGGAAGAAACAAAUCCGUUUGGCCAGAUCGAUGGGAAAGUCCAUCAGUUCAUUUUACCGAUUCGCGAAAAGCCGCAGAACUGCUUUGCAGGCUCAUAUGCAUCGUUACCCGUCUUGCUUGAGAAUCCGUUGAACGAGAAUGAACUCAGCAAUUUUUCACAUCAGUGUGCGGAUCAAAAAGAAGUCGAAAGGAUGGCUUCCAUCGUCAUGGGCCAACCUGUGAUUGUGAAUAUGUCUCAUGUCGACCCGCUAGCUGCGGAAUUUACAGCCCAGGAGUUGGGAGAGAUGUCAGAGAAGCCCGAAAAUUCGUCCAUGCAGAGAUCUGAGAGCUUUGCACCUGGCGAUGAUAAAGCGUUUUCAUCAACGCCGAUUAAUGAAAAGACAAUCUCCGGGUCCGAAGAGGAAGGACGUGGCCAGCAUUCGGAAACUGACAAUAACCCGGAAUUAGAAACAGAUGUUAUUCCAGAGGAAGAGUCUGGUCAUGAAUCCGAGGAAGAUCACCUCUCACCGGAAGAAAAGCUCAGGAAGACACUCAAGCAAGAAACAAUGUCAACUCGUUCCUUACCGCCCCAUGGUGACCGAACCGAGAUAGCUGAACCACUUCCUAUGCUAAGAGAAAUCCCUUUGGGAUCUAUACCGAUAUCUGCAGCUCAAUCUGCGGACGAUAGUCUUAUGCAAACAGAAAGCACCUCUGGAGACUCCGUGAAAAUUGAUUCUGUGCAGCCACUCUCCAGCAGCUCUGGAGUAACAUCUCAACUUGCAGGGGUUUUGAAUAAUGACGUUUUUGGGCCUGCAGCGCCGGUUAGUCUUCAUGCUCCCCAGAACCCGGAUAGCUCUCAUAGCGACCACAACAUUCAUCAGCCGGGCCUAAUGGCAUCGAUGCCUCAAUCGGGACAUAUCAAUGUCAGUGCUUCCAAGACCAACAAGUAUCUGCUAGAUCAUUUUACGGAUACUCAUGUGUCGCUGACAUCAUCUGAAAAUCCCAAUUCACCAAUUCCGAGCAUCACUGAUAGCUGCAUUGGGUCAGGAUCCAUAGUUGUUGCCGUGGAUUGCAGGAGGCUAAAAUUCGCCACGGAGGAUCGUCAAGACGACGAGUUUUACACCAGGUUCGGCGGAAUUUAUAUGGUUCUGCAAAUGUUUAACGAUCAAUGGGCAUUCUGCUCGAAACUGCGGAUGACCACAGCACUCUGCCAGUACUGCUAUGACCGAGAACAGGAGAAUAAGAAAUUCAGUAGGGCUGGGCUGAAGAGAUUAUUCCGCAGAGGUUCGACCAAGGAGGUAAAGAAACCUGAUUAUCGGAUUCAACCUGAAGUGGAUCCUCGCAUGGGACCGCUCCUCGGAUUUCUGCCUCUCAGCGCUGUCACGUUGCUUCCAAACAUGGAGGAUUAUUGCGCGCGCGAGAAGGUCCUGACAGGAUCCCAUGAGGUUGAUAUUGAUGUGCCGAUGAGAACAUUGAGUUUGCAGGGGGCGAGUCGCUACUACGACUCGGAUGGAGUUCUUGUCAGCGAAGAGAUCUAUCAAAAAUGUUUUGAAAAUUGCGGAGGGCGCUGCUUCCACCCGCUAACGGCCAAGAAGAUUCUGAAGCAGCUGUACAACGAAUCUAUUCGAGAGAGCUCACGGGAGCGCGCCGAAGAAUCUGCCCCGAAGCUUUCUACCAAGCGCUCCAUCAAGAACUUUUUCACAGGCACAUUUUCGCGACGCGGAAAUGGUCACAAGCGAACUCCACUUCCGAAGUAG